AUGAGAAUCAUUGCCAGCCCGGGCAUCUUUGAAGUGGACUUGGUGUUCCCACGCAAUGCUACUUAUACCCCUCAGGCGCUGACGCCCAUCGUGUGGGCGCUGCAGAAUCCAAGCAGCAACCAAGGCUCCCCCGGCUCCGUCAGCGACGGACUUAUCGAGCUGAAUGAGCAGAUGACGUCCAAUGAACUUUUUCUGGUCUCGGAUUUCGUCAACACCAUUGCCUACCCAAAUGGACAUUGGACCCUGUUGUGGACCUUGGAGUUCUACAAUUGCUCUCAGCUUAGCGGCAACCCUACUGUCUACACGCGAAGCGAUCCUACCGUCUUUACCAUAAGCAACUCGGGUCAGGAACCCGACCUCCUGGCCGCCACUUCUGCCGAUGAAUGUGGCACAAUGGAAGCAUAUGCGUUCAACGUCACAUCCUUCGGUGAAGCUUGUGGCUACCUCGGCCCGACUCCAACCACCAAUCCGUGCGCCGUGACUAUCAACUCGACAGCCACUUCCAGUCUAUACGCCGCAGCCACCGCCUCCGCCUGUUCACCCUGGUCACGGAAUGCGAACGUGACCUGUCCUAGCGUGACGUCUGCCAACAAAACUGCAGGUCAAUCGCGCAUGGCCACGGUACCAGUCUUGUUGAUGCUACUGGCCACAGUGACCAACUUGAUUCAUCUUGGGUGA
Molecule: messenger RNA, 678 nt
Organism: Penicillium odoratum
Lineage: Eukaryota; Fungi; Ascomycota; Eurotiomycetes; Eurotiales; Aspergillaceae
Exons: 2
Coding region: 1-678 (225 amino acids)
Source: RefSeq, a predicted model, not a curated record